CACCCCCAAACAUCCUAUUCUUUGUCAAAUAUCAAUGUAGCUAUAUUAACUUUUUUAUCAUCUAUUUUAGAUUGUAGACCUAACUGCAAGUUUGUUUCAACGGGUGUUUCCACUGCGUGUGUAAAAGUUCUGCGUGAUAUCGAUGAAGGCGAAGAAAUUACUUGUUACUAUGGCGAUAAUUUCUUUGGUGACAGUAAUUGCAAAUGUGAAUGUGUGUCGUGUGAGCGACGCGGUAAAGGAGCGUUCAGUUGUCCCGAUAACGAGUCAUCGGAAAAAAAAUACAGUUUUCGCGAUACGAGUAAACGACUGAAAAGGGAUCAUGGAAGGAUCUCAGAAUUUCUUGCCGACGGCGCCACAUGUUCAUAUGACUCGGGUGUUGAAUGCUAUGAAAAUCCUGCUGACAAGGAAGAUUUACCCAUCCUUACUACGACAAUAAACAAUAUCUCCGAAUCUGCUAAUGUCAAUGAUCAAUUAUCAUUUCACACAAAUUCGUGUUCUGAAUUACAGUUUCUUGGGGGAUUUAAGUCUAAGACUAAACGACGGACAGUCGUCAGCGCAAAGAAAAGGCGCAACAAUGUGAUUUUAAAGCGAAAACGUGGACGUCCUCUUAAAAACCCUUUGUUGCGCAGAGAAAUUAUGCUGAGCAAACAAGAAAAAAAAGACAAUAAAGAUUGCGCAGAUGCUGGUAAUUCUAAUGAUAUGGUAUCAAUGGAUAGGAUGGGUUCUGUUGGGUGCCUUCAGUCAGGCUUACAUGACGAAUUUGUCAUGUUAUCUAGGCAACAAAAUGAAGAUGAAAUUUCCCGUGAAUUUUCAAAUGACACAAACUUACAAGGAAAUAUGUUUACUCCAUGUGAUUUUGUUAUGAGAGAUGCUGAUAUAGUUGAGGAUAAUAAAACAAAUUAUUCAUCUACGGAAUCAGCGGAAAGAUCAUCACCUUUCAGGAUAAACUCUUUAGGAUAA
Xenia sp. Carnegie-2017 is the source of this 960-nucleotide messenger RNA. RefSeq lists its product as uncharacterized. The annotation marks the transcript as partial. The record is from RefSeq and is a predicted model, not a curated record. The transcript has 3 exons. Gene Ontology annotation, molecular function: histone H4K20 methyltransferase activity; protein binding. Lineage: Eukaryota; Metazoa; Cnidaria; Anthozoa; Malacalcyonacea; Xeniidae. Gene Ontology annotation, cellular component: nucleus.